Colossoma macropomum (tambaqui) is the source of this 4088-nucleotide messenger RNA. Its product is annotated as tectonic-3-like. The record is from RefSeq and is a predicted model, not a curated record. Lineage: Eukaryota; Metazoa; Chordata; Actinopteri; Characiformes; Serrasalmidae. The coding region runs from base 2209 to 4059 and encodes 616 amino acids. The transcript has 15 exons. Gene Ontology annotation, biological process: cilium assembly; smoothened signaling pathway.
UACCAACACCUCACACUACCACUGGCAUCUGAGAGAGAGAGAGAGAGAUAGAGAGAGAGACAGAGAGAGAGAGAGAGAGGGGAGAUGAAUGUUAUGCAUGCUAUGUCCCAAACAUAUACCACAUGCCAAUCCUACAUGGUACCAAACUUUCUGAAGAACAACGGACAAUGGAAGAACAAUGGCCACCACAGAGCCCAGAUCGCAACAUCAGAGAGCAGAAAAUGCAACCAACUCCUAAGACUGAACUUUGAGGUGUAGACAAAUUUCCCUGCAACAUGAAAGCAGGUAUCCCGAAAAGAAUGGAUCUGUACACAAAAUGUUCACAUCCCAGGCCUGAAUUUCAGUGCGGGAUUGCGGUUAUUGUGCAUAAUUUCUACGAUUUCCACAAAUCUAACAAUUACAAUUCCCACAGACUUUUACAGCGAUGUUCAGCCAACAUUUGCACCAGUGUGGACUGGCCUAACGGACUGACUUCCACCCUGGACAACGCACUUGCCGCUCUCUCUCCCUCUAUGUACGAGCCUACGAGCAGCCUCUGCUGCUGCAGCACCUCUCGCUAACAUUUACAGACAGGUUUCAAUGAUGUGGACUUAAAGGUAUGCAAACAUGGACUGCUGACUGAAGUGGAACCUGUUCAGAAAAAAACACCUGAACCCAAAAGGGCUGGCGUAAACAGCAGUUCUAGAGAGGUCAACGUUAACGACAUCAAUCCUCCAGAUCCUCAGUCAGGUAACAGUAACGUUAGCGGGGUGAAGCAGCAGUCCAAAGGCAAGUUUCAGACUAACUGGCUCAGAAUAUUUCCGUGGCUCGAACUUAACAUCGAUGAAAUGAGCUGCUCGAUUUGUAAAAUGUACGGUGCUGCGUCUUUUACCAGCCGAUGUUACAAAACAUCAACUUUAAGGCGCCACUCAGAAGCCGAUUCUCAUACUGCAGCCUUGAAAAGAAAGAGUGAGGCAGAUUCAGCAAAGAAUGUGAUGGCUAAAGCUACUGAAGUUGCGCAGUUGCAGUGUGAGGAGGAAACAAAGGGGCUUCUCAAAACCUACUUUAUAGCAGAAAACGAAUUGGCUAAUUCAAAAUUUGGUCAUCUGGUUAAAUUCAUGAAAGAGAUGAAGUGUCCUUCUUUCAAAAAUGCUUUCAAAAAGAAUGGGAGAAGGUAAGACCUAUACUUAGGCUCACAAGUAAUAUUCCCCCCAAAAGUGUAUAAAUCCCCCCUGUAUGAAACAUUUAAGGAGGGAAUUUCAGGCCCUGAUAUAUCACACUGUGUUGUGGUAAACGAACUAAUUGAGAGGUUCUGCUGCUCUGCCGAUACACAUCAUAUCAAGCUUACCAACUUGUAGGAUGCUUUGGAGCUAUCUCUGAAUUAGGAUUUUUGUUUUUCAUUAACUGUUGUUUUUAUUCUAUAUUUUUCACACUGAUUUAUUCACUAAUGUUACAAGUAAGCUCAGGCUUGAUCUUGUUAGCUAGCUACUUAGUUCCAGUCAUAUAACAGGCUCCUUUUUCUUUGAAUGUGGAGAGACCAAAAUACUCUAAACUAAAGGUGAAAUUACUGUUUUUAAAAAUUAUUUGAAAUCACUGGUAAAAUCUAACGAAAACUUCACAAUUAGUUUGUAGCAUUUGGCCCAAAAAUGCUUGAUUUUUCGGGUUGUUCUGUGCACAACCAGGGGGGCUUUCUCCGCUAGUGCCACAAUAUCAUAGCUUUGUGACACAUUACAAUCAGAAUAUAACCUCACACACCUCACUACAAUAUCACGGCCUCUACAGACCACAAUCCAGAAUGUUCAGCUUUCCUCUCAGGAUCUGUUGAUUCAAAUCUGUGUUGUAAUGAGCUAUAAUACGAUUAUGAGAAAGGCUAGAGGAGAUUAGAUCGGUGAGGUGGAAAAUAUCCUUCGAAAUACUAGAUGUCCUCCUUUUAGCCUUUGAUCUAGCAUGCCCACCAACUGUUAGCAUCCAGUGCUAACAGGUGCUAUCCAGUCAAUUUUGUGUCUGAAGGUUCUUUGAACUGCUGGCUGCUCUGCGAGGGGACAUAAAAGAGUAUGUGUGUGCCAAUGCAAGCAGAAAGUCUUUGGCAGCCAGUCAGACUGAACUCCACUGUUGGCCGUAUUGCUGCUCAGCCAACCAUACUGACUUAUAAACCAGUUACUUAACAUAAAAGCAGCUUCCUGUCAAGUGUUAUUUUUAUAAGAAUGAGAGGGCAUUAGGGGGCUGUAAAUGGUUGCUGAAACACGGUUCUCCCUGAGACAGGAAACACAGGCCAGCUGUAUCCACUCCCUCCCAGAGAUGGAAGAAGAGCUUUUCUCUCCAGCUCUGAAGGCCACAGCACUACAAAGAAUGCUGUCUCGCUGUUCCCUUCUGCAGCUGGUCUUGGCUCUUGGGGUGAUUUUGCCGCCGGCUACAGACUCGCAGGGCACUGAGAGCCACACUGGACUGCCUCCUGUGGAUUGGGAUGACCAUCUGUUUACAGAAAAUCUGACAGCUGCAGCAGCAACAGAGUCUACGAUCCACUCAGUUACAGCUGGAGCUUCAGAUCCUGUGGAAACCGCCACCCCAAGUGUUAUUCCAAGAGGAUUUGAUGACCGCGCCAUGCCCACUGUCAGCCCCAUGACCGCAGAGCCAAUCAUAACCUCCAGCGAUUGCAUUUGUGAUCUCACGCCAGAUUUCUGUGACAUCGGCUGCUGCUGUGAUGUGGUGGAUUGUGGAGUUGCCAACCUGAGCUCUGUUUUCAGUGGAUGCAGGCAGGAAACCAGGCCUGGAGUGUGUGUUGAGAGCUGGCUGAUGUUCCGAGCCAACGUGGACCCCCAGCUGGUGACAGUGACUGACUCGCUCUUCUGCGUUCGGAAAGGGAACGAGAUGGACGUAGUAGCGCAGACCCUGCCUGCCCUCUCUGAGGGGCCGUUCUCCAUCUUCUCUCCUCAUUUCUCAAUACGGGAGCCCACCCCCUACCGCAGCCGCAACUCAAGCUUCUACAAGGUGGACGACAUCAUUCUGACAUAUUACAACAACACAUCCAUAGUGAGCGUGCUCAGACACCCAUCGCCAGGGGCGGCAUCUUCUUCCUGCGUGGACCGCAAUCCUGCAAAGUUCCUGCGUUCUGGCUCUCUGUCCUGUUCACGAGCUGUGAGCGCUCAGUCUUGUGGAAGAGAUGGCGCGCUGAGCGUUCGUUCGUUCACUGGCUUCAGCCUCCUCAGGGUUCCACGUCUCUCAAAAGUGGACAUGCCAAAUCUAACGAUCCCAGUUAUCCCGUUGUCCAGCCAGCUUGAACCCAGUGAACAUAAUGGCUUCUGUGUGAAUGUGGUGUCAAAGGUGGAGUAUGUGAUCACAUACACGGGCGCAGGGGAGAUUACCGCGGCUACACUGAGAGCAGAGUUGGCUAACGCAAGUUUUGGCACCCAGCUACUGCAACAGCACACGGUGCAAUUUCAGUUGGCCACGCCGUCAUCACCUCCUUCUGGCACGCCAUUGGUGGGCUUGACGGUUGGGACACCAGUGAUUGGCUGGUUUGGCGAAGAGGCUCAGCCUCUGACGGUCCAGGGACUGUCUGUCGGAGGAGACUGUUCUACAGACCUGUUCAACCGAGCUCCCAUUCUGUUCACCCACAACGCCAUCACUGGCUGCACCUUCAGGUCUCCAUCCCGCGAUUGCGGCUCUCUUAGAGCUCAGCUCUACAGCGUUCUGUGUGGCGCCACGACCCCAGACAUGGUUGCCAUGACUGCAGGUUCACAGCCAGACUGGAGCAGGGUCAUUCUGCAGGACUGUCCCGAGCCCCCUCCAGGUGAGGUGUGUGAGACAGGCUGUCUCUUGCCCGUCUCCCUCUCAGUGCAAGUACUUUGGGCUCAGAGAGGACUGCUGGCAAUGCCGCAAAACCACAUCCUGGGGGCCAAAUACGUCUUCGGCUGUCAGAUACUGAAGUGUCCUGUCACUUCUCCUCUGUCCGUAACCACGGAGGUGAUUUUCUCUGACGCCACAGUUUACCCAGAAGCCCCCAGAGGUGAACCCCAACCCGAGUGGAAAUUCCCUUUUGCUUUUUUCACAGGAGGGGCGGGAGAGCUAGAUGGAGAGUAGCUGUGGCAAAACUAUGGGAAUGUGCUUCU